UUUGUGGCCAUUUGUCACCCUCUGCAGUAUUCAGUUAUUAUGAGCCCUCGCCUCUGUGGCUUCUUAGUUUUGGUGUCUUUCUUGCUGAGUCUUUUGGACUCCCAGCUGCACAGUUUGAUGAUCUUAAAAAUUACCAGCUUCAAGGAUGUCAAAAUUUCUAGUUUCUUCUGUGACCCUUCUCAACUUCUGAAUCUUUCCUGCUUGAACACCUUCUCUGAUAACAUUGUGAAAUAUUUACUUGCUGCCAUAUAUAGCCUUUUCCCCAUCUCAGGGAUCCUUUUCUCUUAUUACAAAAUUAUUUCCUCCAUUCUGAGGAUCCCAUCCUCAGGUGGGAAGUAUAAAGCCUUCUCUACCUGUGGCUCUCACCUGGCAAUUGUUUGCUUAUUUUUUGGAACAGGCUCAGGAGUGUACCUUGGAUCAGCUGUGUCACAUUCUCCCAGAAAUGGUGCGGUGGCCUCUGUGAUGUACACUGUGGUCACCCCCAUGCUGAAUCCUUUCAUCUACAGCCUGAGGAACAGGGACAUUAAAAGGGUCCUGAUGAGGCUGCAAGCAGGAUGGUCUCAUCUCACCCCUUGUGGUGUCUAG
Ictidomys tridecemlineatus (thirteen-lined ground squirrel) is the source of this 585-nucleotide messenger RNA. The record is from RefSeq and is a predicted model, not a curated record. Lineage: Eukaryota; Metazoa; Chordata; Mammalia; Rodentia; Sciuridae.